GUCACACAUCUGCGUUUCGAUAACCGUCAGCAAGCGCAUCUCUGAUAAUUUUCAUAAAAAAACAAUUAUUCAGGAAAACAACACUCAUUUGUUUGUUUAGAUCGGAUCACAGCGGAAUCCAGAGCAGUUUUGGAAUUAGAAAUCCCUUGAGCGAAGUCCGUCGAGAAUGUCCUGGCAAAGUGUUCCCCAGUACCCCCAAUACCAAGAUCCCAACCAACAGUACAACUAUGGCGGAGGCUAUCCGCCUCAGGGAGGAUAUGGCGGCGGUGGAUAUCCGCCCCAGGGAGGCUACCCACCUCAAGGGCCACCUCAGGGUUAUCCACCCUACGCCCAGGGAGGGGCCCAGCCCUAUCCGCAGCCCUACGGUCAGGGUCCUCCACCUGGCGGUUAUGCCCCCCAGCCGGGGUUCAUCCAACCACCACCAUCAGCCGGCGGCUAUGGAGCCUACGAUGAUCCGGAGAGCCAACCCAAGAACUUUUCGUUCGACGACCAGAGCAUCCGGCGCGGAUUCAUACGCAAGGUGUACCUGAUUCUGAUGGGUCAACUCAUCGUCACCUUUGGAGCUGUUGCGCUAUUUGUGUUUCACCAGGGCACUAAGAAAUUCGCGAGCCAGAACAUGUGGCUCUUUUGGGUUGCCCUAGCAGUGAUGUUAGUUACCAUGUUGUCCAUGGCUUGCUGCGAAAGUGUUCGUCGCCAAACACCGACGAAUUUUAUUUUCCUUGGCUUAUUCACCUUAGCUCAAUCGUUCUUAAUGGGCGUCUCGGCCACCAGAUAUGCGCCACAGGAGGUUCUCUUGGCGGUGGGCAUAACGGCUGCGGUUUGUCUGGCUCUAACACUCUUUGCCUGGCAAACCAAAUACGACUUCACUAUGAUGGGCGGCAUUCUGAUCGCCUGCAUGGUGGUGUUCCUGAUCUUCGGCAUUGUGGCCAUGUUCAUUAAGACCAAGAUCAUAACACUGGUGUAUGCUUCGAUUGGUGCGCUACUCUUCUCCGUUUACCUCAUCUACGAUACCCAGCUCAUGAUGGGUGGAGAGCACAAGUACUCUAUCAGCCCUGAGGAGUAUAUCUUUGCGGCGCUGAACCUCUACUUGGACAUCAUCAAUAUCUUCAUGUACAUUCUGACUAUAAUAGGCGCAUCGCGCGACUAAGUUACGCUCUAUUUCCAAAUAUUAUGUACAGUUUAACCAGAAUACGAAUAUUGUUCUCGCGUAAUCUCAUUGGUAUUUACAACCUCACCCAGUGGAGGAAAUCUUCAACUAACGAAUUACUCUAUACUUACGAUCUAUCUACUUCGCGUUGUGUUUCCAAUUUCCGGUUUACUUCUAGUUCUAAAUGUCAGUCAAAUUAGCUAACUUGUUUUCGGGAUGUAUGUAUUAUGUCUAUUUAUUUGUUGCCUAAGUUAAGGUCCCAAAUAUGGCGAUUAUUUCAAAAUUCCAAACAAAUUAUGAUAUAUGUAUACCAAAUGAUAUGCCAUUGAGAUACACAAAACAACAAUAAAUAGUCACGUAUAAAGCAUAUUUAUUUGAAAAUAUAUAAGCAACAUGGUUGCUGUUGUUAGAACAUAA
Messenger RNA from Drosophila suzukii, 1564 nucleotides. It is a transcript of the gene Nmda1, whose product is annotated as N-methyl-D-aspartate receptor-associated protein. The record is from RefSeq and is a predicted model, not a curated record. Lineage: Eukaryota; Metazoa; Arthropoda; Insecta; Diptera; Drosophilidae.